Urocitellus parryii (Arctic ground squirrel) is the source of this 2541-nucleotide messenger RNA. It is a transcript of the gene Prkcg, whose product is annotated as protein kinase C gamma. Gene Ontology annotation, biological process: protein phosphorylation; intracellular signal transduction; phospholipase C-activating G protein-coupled receptor signaling pathway. Gene Ontology annotation, cellular component: cytosol. Gene Ontology annotation, molecular function: diacylglycerol-dependent serine/threonine kinase activity; ATP binding; zinc ion binding. Lineage: Eukaryota; Metazoa; Chordata; Mammalia; Rodentia; Sciuridae. The record is from RefSeq and is a predicted model, not a curated record.
GGCUCCCACAUUUCAGCAGGUGCCGAGCCCAAGCUCCCGCCGCCGCCCGUGCCUCCGGCUCCUCGGCGCCCGGGCUCYGCUCUCCCGCACCCGCCCGCUGCCCCAGGCGGGGCCGGCGGGGGUGCCGCUCCUGCCGGCGCUGCGCACCCGGCGGUGCCUCGCCCCUCUCCUGCCCACCUCGGGAUCUCCCGAGUCCCCGCUCCUCUCCAGUACACCUGUUUCCCCAGAAAGGCAGGGUCCUGGUCCCUGCUGCAUUCCUGGGGCCAUGGCGGGUCUGGGCCCCGGCGGAGGCGAUUCAGAGGGGGGACCCCGACCCCUGUUUUGCAGAAAGGGGGCCCUGAGGCAGAAGGUUGUCCACGAAGUCAAGAGCCACAAGUUCACCGCUCGCUUCUUCAAGCAGCCAACCUUCUGCAGCCACUGUACCGACUUCAUCUGGGGAAUUGGAAAACAAGGCCUGCAGUGCCAAGUCUGCAGCUUUGUGGUUCAUCGACGAUGCCACGAAUUUGUGACCUUCGAGUGUCCAGGCGCUGGGAAGGGCCCCCAGACGGAUGACCCCCGGAACAAGCACAAGUUCCGCCUGCACAGCUACAGCAGCCCCACCUUCUGCGACCACUGCGGCUCCCUGCUCUACGGACUGGUGCACCAGGGCAUGAAGUGCUCCUGCUGCGAGAUGAACGUGCACCGGCGCUGUGUGCGGAGCGUGCCCUCGCUGUGUGGGGUGGACCACACUGAGCGCCGUGGGCGCCUACAGCUAGAAAUCCGGGCCCCGACAGCCGACGAGAUCCACGUGACUGUUGGUGAGGCCCGUAACCUCAUUCCUAUGGACCCCAACGGUCUGUCUGAUCCUUAUGUGAAACUGAAGCUCAUCCCAGACCCUCGGAACCUGACAAAACAGAAGACGCGGACAGUGAAGGCCACGCUAAACCCUGUGUGGAAUGAGACCUUUGUAUUCAACCUGAAGCCGGGGGAUGUGGAGCGCAGGCUCAGCGUGGAAGUGUGGGACUGGGACCGGACUUCCCGCAACGACUUCAUGGGGGCCAUGUCCUUUGGUGUCUCCGAACUGCUGAAGGCACCGGUGGAUGGCUGGUACAAGUUACUGAACCAGGAGGAGGGCGAAUAUUACAAUGUGCCGGUGGCCGAUGCUGACAACUGCAGCCUCCUCCAGAAGUUUGAGGCCUGUAACUACCCCUUGGAGUUGUAUGAGAGAGUUCGGAUGGGCCCCUCUUCCUCUCCCAUCCCAUCUCCUUCCCCUAGUCCCACAGACCCCAAACGCUGCUUCUUUGGGGCCGGCCAAGGACGUCUGCACAUCUCUGACUUCAGCUUCCUCAUGGUCCUAGGAAAAGGCAGUUUUGGGAAGGUGAUGCUGGCCGAGCGCAGGGGCUCUGACGAGCUCUAUGCCAUCAAGAUCCUGAAAAAGGAUGUGAUCGUGCAGGACGAUGACGUGGACUGCACUCUGGUGGAGAAACGCGUGCUGGCACUGGGGGGUCGGGGUCCUGGUGGCCGGCCCCACUUCCUCACCCAGCUCCACUCCACCUUCCAGACCCCGGACCGCCUGUAUUUCGUCAUGGAGUAUGUCACUGGGGGUGACUUGAUGUACCACAUUCAGCAGCUGGGCAAGUUUAAGGAGCCCCAUGCAGCGUUCUAUGCGGCCGAAAUCGCCAUUGGCCUCUUCUUCCUUCACAAUCAGGGCAUCAUCUACAGGGACCUGAAGCUGGACAACGUGAUGCUGGAUGCUGAAGGACACAUCAAGAUCACUGACUUUGGCAUGUGUAAGGAGAACGUCUUCCCUGGGACCACAACCCGCACCUUCUGCGGGACCCCGGACUACAUAGCCCCUGAGAUCAUUGCCUACCAGCCAUAUGGGAAGUCUGUCGAUUGGUGGUCCUUCGGAGUUCUGCUCUAUGAGAUGUUGGCGGGACAGCCACCCUUUGAUGGGGAAGAUGAGGAGGAGCUGUUUCAGGCCAUCAUGGAGCAAACAGUCACCUACCCCAAGUCACUUUCCCGGGAGGCUGUGGCCAUCUGCAAGGGGUUCCUGACCAAGCACCCAGGGAAGCGCCUAGGCUCCGGGCCGGACGGGGAGCCCACCAUCCGGGCGCACGGCUUUUUCCGCUGGAUUGACUGGGAGCGGCUGGAGCGCUUGGAGAUUGCGCCUCCGUUCAGGCCACGCCCGUGUGGCCGCAGUGGCGAGAACUUCGAUAAGUUCUUCACGCGGGCGGCGCCAGCACUGACCCCGCCGGACCGCCUGGUCCUGGCCAGCAUCGACCAGGCGGAUUUCCAGGGCUUCACCUACGUCAACCCGGACUUCGUACACCCGGAUGCCCGCAGCCCCACCAGCCCAGUGCCUGUGCCCGUCAUAUCCUGCCCCCAGCAUUCUGGCCUCUGCUCCCAAGGGUUCUAGAUGCUCCUCUCAAGCAUUCCUGACAUUCUAAACUCCAUGGAGUCUCUAGAGCCUUCCUGUGUUCUAGAUUCGGCUGAGCCCUAUAUUGUCCCCCACCCCCAGCGUUCUGGAUGCUCUUCUACUGGCUUCCAGAACCACACUAC